Cylas formicarius (sweet potato weevil) is the source of this 2787-nucleotide messenger RNA. RefSeq lists its product as uncharacterized. The record is from RefSeq and is a predicted model, not a curated record. Bases 323 to 1267 code for a protein of 314 amino acids. NCBI's taxonomy places the organism in Eukaryota, Metazoa, Arthropoda, Insecta, Coleoptera, Brentidae. The transcript is spliced from 7 exons.
UCUCCAACGUUUCUAUGAAUUAGUCUUGCGCCAAACUCUUUCAAAAUAGCAGCUAGCAGAGCAGUGUAUUCGAAAAAUCCUUACAUUACUGUGUACGUAUUGCAGUGUUCUCAGGGCUCUGAUAAUGACACUGCUGCUCACCUUAUUUGGCUUUUUUUGAUACAUUUUUUGAGCACCAGAUAAGUCGAUUCGCCAAUGAACUAAACGAAUGAAUGAUUUUUGCGAAUAUUAUGAUUUUCAAUUGCACACGUUGAGUAUUUCGCACCCAGUAGCUGUUUAUUAAUUACCGCACCGCAUAUUUCACUUAAGAAUUUCAUCUGCAAUGAUGAUUUUGAAUAAGAAAGGUCCCAAACAGUUACUUCUGUGUGCGUGUUAUUUCGGAAUGGUAAUAUCUCAGGUUCAAACUUUUCCUGGUGCUACUGCCUAUAGAAACCCAGGCGAGGUAGUAUCUUCCAAAAAUGGACUUCAAACUGAACCGACUUGUGAGGAAUUAAAAGCGAUGUGGAGAUUUUCAAAAAGACAAUCUAGAGCUGCGGAACUAACUAACGAGCUUCCAAUGUACAGAGACCCGUUCGCGGACAAUAUUUGGGAACCUUUCUAUGCCACGUCUAGAAGCAUUGGAGGAAUGCGGAUCGGAAAAGGACCAAUUUACGGGCGAGUGGUUCAUAAUCCACCGUAUAUGCAAAUACGGGAUCCCAUUUUAAGAGACGAAAUGUUCAAAGCGAUUACAAAUCUCUAUCACAGGCCACCGAUUUCUGAGCCGGCAAAGCAAACUACCUUUAGGUUUGGAGGCGGUCCAAUACCUGUCAUCAGAUAUCCUCCACAAACCGGAAGUUUUAAUCAUCUUAAAGAAUUAAUCAAAACCGAAAGGGCUCGCGAGUUACAACAACAAAGACUUGCAGAGGAAUCAGCUGCAAGGGCUGCUUCCUUAAAGGAAUCCGAACGAAACCAACCAGGGAGAUAUAACGGAGACCAUUAUUUGUACGACGUUGGUGAUCCGCAGGAAAUAAUGUACUCAGGAGAUGUAGGAGACCAUGAAGAGCAGGAAGAGCACGACAGUGGAAGAAAGGCUCAAGGAUCCGGAGGAAUCAUCUCCUUCCCGGAUCUUUUCGCACCAGGAUCGCGUUCUGAAGGCCACAUUGCCAGACUUGUAUCUGAUUAUUCCCCCUACACAAGAAGACAUGUCGUAGGGAGAAUAAGGCCUCACGGACCGUCACUUUUUGAUACUAGUCAUUUUAAUGAUGCCUACUCUGGAUAUAUACUGUAGGAUGGAAUGCAGACUAAAAAGGUUCAUAUAUAACUUAUAUAGAUGAAUACAAGCAAGUGGUCCGCCAGAACAUUUAAGACAAUUACAACAAUAAAAUGGAAAUCUAAUAAUAUUUUUUAAUUCCAAGUACUUGUUAGUAAAGCUUAUUUACCAAAACGCUAAGAUCAAUGAUGUGCGAUUUCACAGUGUGGAGAUAACUAUAACAAAAAUAUUUGUUAUCAAAAUUUUUGUUACAGAAUAUCCUAGUAGUACCUAUACCAUGCCAGUUAGGUUAUCUCUGUCUGUCUUCUUCAUUUUAUCAUCUCGUGCAUCAUAUCACUAAAAAGUCUACGAACAUUGUAACAAUGCUCUCAUGUUUUAUAAAAGCUCUCGCAUUAUCUAUUAUAGUAGGCUAGGCCACUUACGCAUGUUUGUAUCGCAUUUAUCGCAUCGCCGUUAUACAAAAACCCUGAUUAAAUUUUUUAUAAUUGUGAUCCCAAUUUUGUGCCACAAGGGAAAGCUAAUUUACACAGAUAUACUAGAAAAUGGCUUUGAAAAAUUACUUAAGCGUUAAAGUAUCAGUAAGAGCGGAGUAACGUUUGAAAAUUUACGGUAGACAUAUCCCAUAUCUAGAUAUCACUUUUCUUGCAUAUCUCAUAAAUCUUAAGCAACACAAACAUAUUAUAAUGCCGAAUUUACUAAAUGACCUCAUAAGAAGUAUAUAUUUAGUAUAUACCUUAACUUCAAGCUUUUCCAAACCGAGACAUUACAAUUUAUAUAAAAACGUCGUCUUCCUCUAUUUAAACGCUUUUCCAAAAAUAAGCUAACUUAUAGAUUAGAGUAUUUAUUUUAUUAUAGUUAAAAUUUACUCUACGAUCGUUGCCAUGUAAAUACAACCCACCUAAAUAUGCUCAUAUGUUGAUUAAUUUUAAAUCUCCAUAUUUUUAAAAAAAAAAUUGGAAUGGUAAAAAUGGAUGUGAUGAUAUGACAAUAAAGCCAUUUGCCUAGAUAUAAACAUUUACAUUUCAAUCCAAUGACUCGUGUAAUGAGCAUUUAAUUUGUUCAUUGAUUAUACCUGAAAGCGAAUAUUUUUUAACCGUCUCGUAAUUCAAUUCAAAAUGAGACCUUACGUAUAUAAGUGUAUAUAGUUAAAACCCAAAUAUGUGACAAUAAACUUUCAAGUCAAUUUCAAAUACUAGUAUUUAUAUUCUUCAAAUUCUAAGGGCCCAAAUUUGCUGAUAUAAAUACUCUAUAAUAAUAGAAACGGUUUCUUUUAUGUUUUAUUGUUUAGCUCUAUUUUCAGUUACGUUUUUUUUUAUUACGCUCUUCUAGUAUAAGGAUUUCAACAUUCACAUUAUUCAUUUAACGCUAAGAGAGAAAUCCUAACAUAUCUAUCACUUAUUAUUUAAAUAAAUAUAUUUUAAGCGUGUAAACUAUAUAUCGCUAAAAAAGAUUGACUCACUCCCCUUAGAUUAGCUAUUUUAUAUGUAAAAUGUUUGUAUAUGUGCAGCACCCCUCUCAAAAUAAAAAAUAGAUAGGAA